UCACCGCCCUUCUCUAUCAAUGUCCAUGGCUUCUCAAACCCUAAGACAACGUCCGAAAGAUAAUAAUGGGCCAGAUAUCCCCUCCGACGCCCAGCCUGUCAAAGACAAUAGGGCCCAGAAGCUAGCCAUGGCCCGCAAAGGCCUCCGCUCCCUCAUCGUCGCCAUCGCCGUUCCGCUGGCCCUAACAGGCCUCUCGGCCCACUUAUCCGGCUCCUCGGUAACGGGUCUUGGAACUAAGCCCACGUGGCGCCCCCCAGUCUGGGCCUUCCAUCUGGCAUCGGCGUCCACCGCGAGCUUGAUGGGCCUUUCGGCCUGGUUGGUUUGGGCCGAGGGGGCCUUUCAUCGGCAACCGGCAAUUUUGGGCCUUUAUUUGGUCCAAUUGUUUUUGGGCCUUUUGUGGUCCCCGCUGGUUUUUGGGCUUGGGGCUGUUAGGAUAGGGCUUGGGCUUUGUGUGGGCCUUUUUGGGGUUAUGUUUAUGUGUGCUCAGUGUUUUAGGAAGGUGAAUCCGAUAGCGGGGGAUAUGGUCAAGCCUUGUUUGGCUUGGGUUUCCUUUUUGGCAGUGUUUAAUUAUAAGCUUGUUGUUUGAUCGUAAAAAAGCAAAAAAAAAAAAGUUUGUGUUUUGGGGUUGUUUGUAUACAUAGUUUUAUAGUUUUUGUUUUUUUUUUUUGGUCGUGAGAUUUCGAUGUAAUAGUAAGGUUGAUUUGUUUUGAUAGUUAAAAUUACGUGUGAUUUUGU
Molecule: messenger RNA, 735 nt
Organism: Asparagus officinalis (garden asparagus)
Lineage: Eukaryota; Viridiplantae; Streptophyta; Magnoliopsida; Asparagales; Asparagaceae
Product: translocator protein homolog
Exons: 1
Coding region: 20-586 (188 amino acids)
Cellular component (GO): membrane
Source: RefSeq, a predicted model, not a curated record